CUGGGCGUGGGGAGGGGGCCCAUGGUCGACAAGAUCCUGCAGGAGCUGAGGUGCCUCAUGGGGCAGCUGGACAGCUACGGAGGUGAGUGGGGGCCGGGCACCCCCCGGUGGGGGUCCCUCACCCCCUGAGGCCCGUGUCCCUCCCACUCCAGGCCGGCCCUUCCCCCUGGCCCUGCUCGGCUGGGCCCCCUCCAACAUCACCUUCACACUCCUCUUCGGCCGGCGCUUCGACUACCAGGAUCCCGUGUUCGUGUCCCUGCUGAGGCUUAUCGAUGACGUCAUGGUCCUCUUGGGGACCCCCAGCCUGCAGCUGUUCAACAUCUACCCCCGGCUCGGGGCUCUCCUCCAGCUGCACCGGCCUGUCCUUCGGAAGAUAGAGGAGGUGCGAGCCAUCCUGAAGAUGCUCCUGGAGACGCGGCGGCCCCCCGCGCCCGGGGCAGGCCCCGUGCAGAGCUACAUGGACGCCCUGAUCCAGCAGGGCCAGGGGAAAGACCCCCACGGCCUGUUUGCCGAGGCCGACAUGGUGGCCUGUGUUCUCGACAUGGUCAUGGCCGGCACAGAGACCACCUCCGCCACGCUGCAGUGGGCCGCCCUCCUGAUGAGCAGGCACCCGAGUGUGCAAGGCCGGGUGCAGGAGGAGUUGGACCAGGUGCUGGGGCCUGGGCGCCCCCCCCGGCUGGAGGACCAGCGGUCACUGCCCUAUACCAGCGCCGUGCUGCACGAGGUCCAGCGCUCCAUUACUCUCCUGCCCCACGUGCCGCGGUGCAUGGCGGCUGACACCCAGCUGGGCGGCUACCUGCUCCCCAAGGGCACACCCGUGAUCCCUCUGCUGAGCUCGGUGCUCCUGGACAAGACGCAGUGGGAGACCCCUCGCCAGUUCAACCCGGGUCACUUCCUGGACGCCGACGGGCGCUUUGUGAAGCGGGCAGCCUUCCUGCCUUUCUCUGCAGGUACCGCCUGCUGCCCCCACCGGGCCUCAGCCCUGGCGCCCUGGACACCACGCCCGCCCCGGCCUUCACCAUGCGGCCGCCAGCACAGGCCCUCUGCGCGGUGCCCAGACACGGGGGCUCUGCCCAAGCAGACCCGGGGAGGGUCUGAGUCACUCUCCCAGGACCCAGCUCGGGGUGCGUUGUGGAUGAUGGAGGCCGGACAAAUGGGUGGACAGCCCUCACUGUGCCCCUUGCCGGGCUCUUUGCCGUGGCCCCUGGGACCCCACCUGGGCCCGAUCGUGCUCUUUCGGGGGCCCAGCCCCCUGCCAAGCUCCCUUGCCCCGAGCCAUCUCUACCCCUCCUCCUCCCGUCUCCCUGGGGCAGCCGGGCCCCCUCCCCACCCUCCGCCCCCAGACCCCUUGGGCGGCAGCGCUGCCUCGGUCUGCACUCAGGUCCCCCCCAAACCUCAGGGUGCCUCCCGUUCCCCAGUGAGGUGCCCCCUUCCCGCACCCCACGCCUCCUGGGCUCCCGAUGCCUCCUCUCCACACCCACCUACCCUCCACGCUGCCCCCAUCAGGUUCCCCUCGGGGCCACUGCUCUUGGGGUGCGGGGAGGCGGCAGGUGGCAGGGUGACACCCACCUAGAGGCCGGCCUCAGACCCGCGUUCCCAGCUUGCUCUGUGCUGGGUCUCCCGCAGACCCCACCCUGUUCUUGGGGCUCCUGGGGGGCCGUAUCCAGGAGGCGCUCAGUCCUUGGAGCCAGGACCCUGAGCCCUGGUACGUGGGCCAAUCGAGGGUCAGCUGCUACCAGAGGCUUGGGUGGGAAGGGGAGCAGGGAGGACGCGGGGGCCCCCCCGAGCCAGUCAGCCUCAUACCCGAAGCCCAGCUCCCCGCCCAAGAUGUAUGGUAACUCCUAGGGCAGGGAUCUGUUGCUGACCGGGGACACCAGGUCAGGGGGGCCGAGUGGGGGGCUCUCCAGCCUGCGUCCAUGGGACACACUUCCCACGCACCCGGAAUUCAGUGAUCUGCGGUCGCGUACGUAUCUGGCAACCCACCGGCGGCCCGGGAGCCUGGCGGGAUGGGGUUUGGACUCCAGUCACCCUGGCCGCCCUCCCCCGUCCCCAGCCCUGGGUGGGGGGUGCAGGGGGCUGGCAGAGGCCAGGCAGCCUCUCCCUCAGGGGGAGGGGGCAGGGCCGUGGCCGUGGCCACGCGUGCUUCUGGAUGUGCCGUUCACAUGGUGGGCCCUGCGGGGGAGGGGGUAUGGACUGGGUAUCUUUUAUUUCUAGAAAGAGCUGGGUGCUGGGGGGUGGCGAGGAUUUUCUCUGUCGCCGGACUGCUUCUGUCUCAAACGUCUGACACCUGGGUGGAGGGGUCGGGGCCGCUUGAGUCUAGCGGGGUCACGCGCGACAAGGAGCGUGGAUCUCAUCCGAGUUCAUCCCGGCCAAUCAACUGACGGCAUCCUUCAGAGCGAGGCAGAACAUUCCGGAAUGGCUGUGGAAACCCUUCCAAGCAGCUCUUGGCUGAAGAGACUGAGCUGCUUGCGGGGGGGCGUGGUGGGAGGGGUUGGGCAGCCCGAAAAGGGAAAAGGUGAGCAUUAGAAGCGAAGGCAGCGGUUACGGGGGUCUCCUUUCUUUGUGGUGAACGUAGGGCUGCCAGGACCGCGUUUCCAGGAGCCACGCCCCCCGUAGGAGCUGGGCCCACGGCACCUGCCGGGGCGGUCCCGCGUCAGCCGGGCGGCGGGACGCACACACUGAACCGCGAUUUCCUAACUCACAGGAACAGGCGUCAAAACGAACCACUUUCCAAGGGGACUUAACUUUUCUCCUCAGAAUCCAAUAGGGUCGUUGCUGCUUUGGGGUAAUUGCUUUGAUUUGCCAAGAAUAAAUGUGAGAAGCUUUUGUGCUGGGCUUGGAAGGUGUAGAUCCCGGAGGAAAACGCUUCACAAACACGAUGCUCGCCCCGUGGCUGCAUCAGGGCUGGCGGCUCUGGUGGGAACGGGUCCCUGUGGGGGACCCCGGGAGCUGUGGCGGGACGUUAGGCAGGAGAUCCCCACGGCGACCCCAGGCGCCCGCGGCUCGGCUCCUCAGGCCUGUGGGCUGGUGCAGAUCUGAUGUGGGCCGGGCAGAAGGCUGGCGUGAGAGGGAUCCUCGGCCACCCCGGUCCAGGGCGCGGAAGGCUCUGGCACCCCCCUCACCCCUACAGGGGACCUCCGGGCCCCCUAUUCUCAGGCUCGCCUCACCCCUGUGGAGAACUGGCUGGGGCCCAGGAGAG
Messenger RNA from Prionailurus viverrinus (fishing cat), 3199 nucleotides. RefSeq names its product cytochrome P450 2W1. Gene Ontology annotation, biological process: xenobiotic metabolic process. The record is from RefSeq and is a predicted model, not a curated record. The transcript is spliced from 6 exons. Gene Ontology annotation, cellular component: cytoplasm; intracellular membrane-bounded organelle. The coding region runs from base 281 to 1573 and encodes 430 amino acids. Gene Ontology annotation, molecular function: oxidoreductase activity, acting on paired donors, with incorporation or reduction of molecular oxygen, reduced flavin or flavoprotein as one donor, and incorporation of one atom of oxygen; iron ion binding; heme binding. Lineage: Eukaryota; Metazoa; Chordata; Mammalia; Carnivora; Felidae.